Messenger RNA from Rhagoletis zephyria (snowberry fruit fly), 584 nucleotides. Its product is annotated as glycine-rich cell wall structural protein-like. Lineage: Eukaryota; Metazoa; Arthropoda; Insecta; Diptera; Tephritidae. The record is from RefSeq and is a predicted model, not a curated record.
AUGCACGUUACUCACUUGCUGGUUGAUUCCAUCGAGAAUAAAGUCAAUCAAUUCCCUCUCAUCGACAUUGCCCUGUUUUGCCAGUGCCUGCAUGGACAGGAUGUAAAAGGGUGUCGUGGUUAUCCCCUCGGCUGGGAUGGCUUGGGCGGUGGCGCCGGUAGGCCUACUGGCGGCGGCGGCGAACGUAUGGGACCUGGUGGCGGUGGCGGUCAUUCGGUCGACCAUAUUUUCGGCAGUGGUAUUGUCGGCAGCGGAAUUUCCAUUAACUAUGGCAGCAGUCCUAAUGUCGGCAUUAGCGGUGGCGAUGGCUUUUCUGGCGGGGUCAACGGCACAUUCAUCAUCAUUUAUAAUAUCGGUGGUGGCAACAGAUUUAUUGGGGCGGCAACGGCACGUUCACUAUCUGGGGCUGCGGUCUCAGAGAUUGUGGUGGCAACGGGAAGUUUUUCGGCAGUGGCUGCGGCAGGCUCGGCGGUGGUGCUCUCAUUGUCGGAAUUAGUUAGGGUGGCUGUUAGCGCGCUGGCGCCAAAGCCGGCGAAAUCUUCGACGUCUGCGGAUACGACCCAAACGGGAUCUUCUUCUUCGGG